Caenorhabditis bovis is the source of this 579-nucleotide messenger RNA. The record is from the annotation of a GenBank genome assembly. NCBI's taxonomy places the organism in Eukaryota, Metazoa, Nematoda, Chromadorea, Rhabditida, Rhabditidae.
AUGUCACUUUUAACACAUUUGAGCAAAAUUUGUUGCGCGAGAUGCUCAUCAAUACCAUCAUCAUCAAGCAGAUUAUUUUGCCAUGUUCCGAGGGUAAAAACAGCAACUAAAGGACUUCUACGAACAACGCUCCUUUACAGUAAAAACGCAUUCAGAAAUGUCAGCGUUGUGGAAACGAAACGAGAAUCGCAAAAGCUGAAGAAUGCAUCAUGGAAGGAUCUGAAGAGUAUUCUAUCGCUAGCCGCACCAUAUAAGGGUCGAAUAAUUCUCGGCCUCUCAUUUUUGGGUGUGAGCAGCACGAUUUUCCUAUUGACGCCGCGCGUGUUGGGCAAACUCAUCGACGAAUGGGAUGAGACGAAGCGGCAGGAUCCGAACGAUCGAUCGCUUCAACUCGCGCGCUUCUUCAAAAACAAUCCGGCGGCGCUGGUCGGCGCGCUUCUGCUCGGCGCCGCCGCGAUCGCCGCCCGAAUCUAUUGUAUGCACACCGCCGGUCAGCUCGUCAUCAAUGAUUUGCGAAAAUCGGUGUUCAAUUCGGUCCUUCGGCAAGACAUGGCGUUUUUCGAUAAAAACAAGGUUUGA